Molecule: messenger RNA, 1565 nt
Organism: Pangasianodon hypophthalmus (striped catfish)
Lineage: Eukaryota; Metazoa; Chordata; Actinopteri; Siluriformes; Pangasiidae
Exons: 3
Coding region: 4-1428 (474 amino acids)
Source: RefSeq, a predicted model, not a curated record
AUCAUGGAAGUCCUACCACAACUUCAAGCAGUAAACAAAAACAUCCUGGAAGAGCACUUGCAGUCCAUUGGAGUCGAGACGUAUGAUGAUCUACGCUUCGUAACGGAGGCUGAUUUGAUGACAGCAUUAAGACCUGUAGAAGCCAGAAAGCUUCUUUCUGCUUGGAAACAGAAAUACCACACUCCCGAGAAGAGUUCACCAUCAUGUGUGGAAGCCUCACCUACCCAAUCGCUGCCAUCGCUCUCUGUUUCACCCCAAAGUUCAUCGUCAAGCUCCUCCAGCAGCCCAGGACUUGACACACAGUGGGACGUCAACUUUGAAAUUCCAUGGAGUAAAUUUCCUGAGGAAGUGAUGCAGGCUUUAGAGAGGGGAAAAAGGCCUGGCCCAAAACUAAGGAGGCAAAUGGUCCGGAUUGUUGUGACUGAGAUGAUGCAAAAAUGCCCUCAUGUAGGUAAAAAGCAUUCAACUGACGGUGCAACAAAAAUGGUGGCAAAAUAUCCCAGUUCUGUCCAAGAUGUAAUAGAGGGUGAUAUUGUUGGAACAGGCUACCAUUCCCUUGUCAAACAGUUGCAAAACAGAAUUGAAAAUGUGAGGCGCACUUCAACACCCAAAAUAAGAAAAAGAAAACAUCAGACCGAUGACUCGGACCAAACAGACGAGAUCCCAUUAGAAGACAGAGCAGCACUGCAGGACACUUAUGGAUGCAUUAAAUGGAAUGUAAAAUUUCUGCCCCUUGAAGAAACUCAAGAGAGCCAGCAGCAAAAGAUGGAAAAACUCAAGGUGAUGUUCCAACACUCUGAUGCCAAUCCAGAGGAGAUAAAAUGUUUAAUGAAGUCCACAUUUUACACACAGCGUCAACAUGUCAACCAGGGAAAAAGUAUCAAAUGCCUUAGAGAGGAGUGGCCGUUUUGGUUUGAAGAACUUGUCAUGUCAGUCCACUUUAUGGAACUCACUGGGAUUGACCUCAAAGAGACAUUCACACGAAAUUUGGAUUUGAAAGGAAAAAGGCUUCUCGACUACAUGACCACAGUUUGUGUCAACAAGAGCAAGAAAUUCCUUCAGAAUUAUGCAAGGCUUCAGAGGAUCCGGGGACUGCAGAGUGGCUGUUCAGAUGAUGUGAUAGAGAUGAUCCUGCUUCUGCUCAGCUACUUUGAUGAGAAGGAGGAGUCCAUGUUCUUCCAUGUAGAAGAUACAUGUCUGGCAGAAGAGGUCCAACUGGAGCAAGUGCCUCUGACACCCGUUGUUAUUGUCUGUGGACAGUCCUGCUAUUCCUCCACAAGGUACAUGCUGAGUCUGGAUCUGAACCUUAUCAACACAAACAUCUCCUCCUUCAUUUCUGCAUUGUGCCUCAUGUUCGGGAGCUACUACUGUUUUAAUAUUCACUAUCCAUCUGAGCUGGCUUCAACUCUGGAGUUUCUUCAAAGGUGAGUAAACAUGGCUUACUUAUUUCUCAGACCUGGGACUCUGGGACCUGGAGUCCGGCUCAGAGGUCCCGGUCUUAAUCCGGACCUUAACUAAGGCCGGGACUCAAGACCGAGAGUCAGACCCAGACAUUGAUGUUAUUU